Messenger RNA from Capra hircus (goat), 3869 nucleotides. It is a transcript of the gene FHIP2B, whose product is annotated as family with sequence similarity 160 member B2. NCBI's taxonomy places the organism in Eukaryota, Metazoa, Chordata, Mammalia, Artiodactyla, Bovidae. Bases 100 to 2328 code for a protein of 742 amino acids. The record is from RefSeq and is a predicted model, not a curated record. The transcript has 17 exons.
CCCGCCUCCCUCGCUGCGCCUCCGGGUCGCCGCCUGCGCCCGGGAGCUCCGCCACCGCCCCGGAACCGGGAACCGGGAACCGGGAACCGGGCCGCCGUCAUGCUGAGCCGGCUCGGGGCGCUGCUGCAGGAGGCCGUGGGGGCGCGGGAGCCCAGCAUUGACUUGCUGGAGGCCUUCGUGGAACACUGGAAGGGCAUCACGAACUACUACAUCGAAAGCACAGAUGAAAACACCCCCGCCAAGAAAACAGAUAUUCCCUGGCGGCUAAAGCAGAUGCUGGAUAUCCUGGUGUACGAGGAGAAGCAGCAGGCAGCGGCUGGCGAGACGGGGCCUUGCCUGGAGUACCUGCUGCAGCACAAGAUCCUGGAGACCCUGUGCACACUGGGCAAGGCCGAGUACCCACCUGGCAUGCGGCAGCAGGUGCUCCAGUUCUUCAGCAAGGUUCUGGCCCAAGUGCAACACCCGCUCCUGCAUUACCUCAACGUCCACAGACCGGUGCAGAAACUUCUCCGACUUGGUGGGACAGUUCCUGGAUCCCUCACAGAAAAGGAGGAGGUGCAGUUCACCACAGUCCUCUGCUCCAAGAUCCAGCAGGACCCAGCCCUGCUCACCUAUAUCCUAGAAGGUAAAAAGACUAUUGGUAGGAAGGCAUCCAGAGAAGCCACCGCCUGUCUGAGAGAGGCAGCCAGUGUCAGGGACAAGGACCGCCCACACAGCAAGGCUCCGGACAGUGGUACCUGUGGGGCCUGGGCCUCAAACACCCAGCUGCCUGCUGAGACCCAGGAGCCAGAUGGAGCCAUUGGGGAGAGCAGCCUCAUUACCACCCUGAUUGGCUUGUGCAAGAGCAAGAAAGGUCGGGUGGCCCUGAAGGCCCGGGAGAACCUGCUGCUCCUGGUAACUGUGGCGUCCCAGGCGGCCACCACCUACCUGGUACAGAGCAGCCCUUGUUGUCCUGCCAUCGUCGAGCACCUCUGCCAGCUGUACCAGUCCCUGCCCAGCUCCCUGGACCCUGCAGACAUUGCUGCUUUAGAGGGCAUCAGCUGGAGGUUACCCAGCGCCCCAUCUGAUGAGGCUUCCUUCCCCGGCAAGGAGGCCUUGGCUGCCUUUUUGGGCUGGUUUGACUACUGUGACCACCUCAUCACAGAGGCACACACGGUGGUUUCGGAUGCCUUGGCAAAGGCUGUGGCUGAGAAGUUAUUUGUGGAAAUUCUGCAGCCCCAGCUCCUACACGUGUCUGAACAGAGCGUCCUGACCUCCACUGCCCUGCUCACAGUCAUGCUGCGCCAGCUCCGCUCCCCGGCGCUGUUGCGGGAGGCUGUGGCCUUCCUCCUGGGCAUGGACCAGCAGCCUGCAGCCCCUGAGGACAGCCCCCGCACCCUGUGUGCCCACCUCAUCAGGCACUGUGACCACCUCUCUGAUGAGAUCAGCAUCGCCACACUGCGGCUGUUUGAGGAGCUACUGCAGAAGCCCCAUGAGCAGAUUGUCCGGAGCCUGAUCCUGUGCUACCUGGAGGGCCGUCCUUACGUGGCCCGUGGCUCACCUGAGCCCGAAAGCUACGAGGAUACCCUAGACCUAGAGGAAGAUCCCUACUUCACCGACAGCUUCCUCGACUCUGGCUUUCAGCCCUCCGCAAAGCCUCCCCCGGCCCCUGCCACCAACCCUGAUGGCAAGACAGCAGUGACCGAGAUUGUCAACAGGGUCCUGUCUCUCAGUUUCCUCUGCCUCGUUCCUGAGGAAGCCAAGACAUCGGCCUUCCUGGAGGAGACAGGAUACGACACGUACGUCCACGAUGCUUAUGGACUGUUCCAGGAGUGCAGCUCCCGAGUGACACCCUGGGGCUGGCCACUGGCUCCCCCACCCCUGGACCCCCAUGAACCCGAACAGCCUUUCUUUGAGGGUCCCUUCCUCCAAAUGCUGUUUGACCGCAUGUCCCGGAUUUUAGAACAGCCAUACAGCCUGAACCUGCAGGUGACCUCAGUCCUGUCCCGGCUCGCCCUCUUCCCCCACCCCCUUAUCCACGAGUACCUCCUGGAUCCCUACACCAACUUGGCCCCUGGCUGCCGAAGCCUGUUCUCUGUGCUCGUCAGGGUGAUCGGGGACUUGAUGCAGAGAAUUCAGAGGGUUCCCCAGUUCCCAGGCAAACUGCUCCUGGUGCGCAGGCAGCUGAUGGGCCAAGUCCCCGGGGAGCAGCUGGACCACCAGACCUUCCUCCAGGGCGUGGUCGUCCUGGAGGAAUUCUGCAAGGAGCUGGCUGCCAUUGCUUUCGUCAAGUUCCCCCCACAGAGUCCUCACCUGCAUCUCUCCAAGCCUGGAGAAGGGCAUGUCUGAGUCAGGAGGGGAGACUCCCGUUCACGCCUCUGCCCAAGAGCUGCCCCCUGCCUGGCGGUGGUGCUGCCACUGUCCUGGAGUGGGGGGCUGGCCUUGGCUCCAUCUCCUCUAUAUCCCAGGGACUUCCACCUGUGUGGAGGUCUGGCCUUCCACUCUUGGGUUGACUCAAGACCACCUUGGCCUGUUGGCUGCACCAGACUGGAUUUCAAGGAGUGGGUCUCUGAGGUACCAGGAACCAAGGAGCCAAGGUGGUGGCUUCCUGGGCAGCAUGGUGUCCUUGGGGCCCUCUCUGGGGAGUUGGGUGACAGCCAGGUGAGCCCCCCGAGCCAGAGCCUCAUUUGCUCUGUGCCUGUCACCUGUGUCCAUGGGUCUUCUAUGGCCAGAGCCAAGACCUGAGACUCAAUUAUAGGGGCACAAUGGGGAGUAAGUCAGUGGCUCUGAGGCUGGUCAUGCCCCUAGGCCAGAGAGAUGGGGGCACGGCCCUGUCUCUGUCCCACUAGGUACCACAGAUACUGCUGACACUUGAUGUUUUUUCUCCUGCCUUCUCGGUUUAACCCUUGGGGAAGGGGCCAUGGAUGGCAGGGGAAGCCCCUCUUCCAGCUCACCCUCCUAGAGACUGUUGCAAAAUUCCAACAGCCUCGUGGCAAAUGCCCAAAGCAUGUUCCACAGCCAGGCGGGGGCAGCUGCUAAUGAGAAGCUUGAUGUAACUGCAGCCAGGGCAGGAGAGGGCCUGGGAAGCCGGGGGGCUGGAUGCCAGGCUCCAGCUCCAGCUGGUUUCUCGUUGGCGCCUUCUGAACCCGUCUCGGCAGGUCCACAGCACCUGGGCAGAGGGGCUCAGAGACCUGGGGAGGCCAGGCCUCACCCCAAGCAUUCGGCUGGGGUCCUCCACAGAAUACUGUUCCCAGCAGAGCCGGAAGGUCCGGGUCCAGGUGAGGCCAGGGUGCCCACCGGACCGCAGCCUGCCCCCACGUCCCUCCCCCACCCCCUCUCGACCCCAAGGCCUGGCAGGGUGGGGCUGGGGCACAGGCAGUCCUUUGCGGUGCCGUUCUCCCAGCGUGCCCUCUGCGGCUGGGGCUGCCACCCCACCCGGCCCAAAUCUGUCUCGACCUGCAGGAACACACAGGCGGCGCCAGGCAUUACCUCACAGCAAACUGCAGUUGCUGGCUUAACUCCUGGGCAAGGAGGAGCAGGCCAGAGCCCCUUUCGCUUCCUUUUCCUGCCCAUGCCGCUUCUAGAAGCCGGCCACAGGUUGCCAGGAGGUGACAUGAAAGCAGAGGAAACUCAGUGACCUCUACCUCUCCUGCGUUCCUCCAAGCUGGGGAGGAUUUACCUGCUGUUCCCGAGGACACCGUGCAAGUCCCUGCGUGUGCCCACGCAUGGGCAUUAGCAUGGAACGAGGCGGUGAACUGGGUCUGGACUCUUCGAUUCAGAAAGAACGUUCAAGCGUCCGGGAGUCAGACCCUCCCCUCCUCAAUGCACUUGGGCAUUCGCACAGUGUCUCCCCAGACAGCAUGGCAAUAAAUGGUGUGGUUGCGUGGUCA